Leptopilina boulardi is the source of this 5532-nucleotide messenger RNA. RefSeq lists its product as uncharacterized. Gene Ontology annotation, biological process: biosynthetic process. Gene Ontology annotation, molecular function: strictosidine synthase activity. Lineage: Eukaryota; Metazoa; Arthropoda; Insecta; Hymenoptera; Figitidae. The transcript has 13 exons. The coding region runs from base 640 to 4923 and encodes 1427 amino acids. The record is from RefSeq and is a predicted model, not a curated record.
UUGAUAAAAAUAAAAAAGUCUGAAAAUCAAAAAAUAAAAAAAAUUUGAUUAUAUCUAUUAAAGCAAGUAAUUUUGUUUUUGAAAUAUAGUUAACAAGUGUUAAUUUCGUCCUUUUCUGUUUCUCUCAUUUUUGUCCUUGAUCUUGGGCUGUCUUGGAUCCGUGAUUGUACGACGCAUCUUCAACAUAGAGCACUCAUUGGUCGAUUUUUUGCAAUUGAUAAAUAUAUGUGUACAUUUUUUGACGUUAAAAAAUUGUCGGUGUCGACUCGAAAUAAACAAGAUAGAUAUAAAAGCAGGAUGUUCUUGACCUUAAAAAAAAUCGAAUACGUGUACAUUUCUUGAGACCGUCCAUUGACCUCAAAGAAUGAAGAAGUGACCCGUAAUAUCCGUGAUACUAGGGGGAACAGGUUUCUUUGAAUCACAAAUUCUAACUGGAAUUAACUCUAGAAUUAACAAGUUACUUCACCUGACGUUCAUCAACAGUGCUUCUCUUCGUUUAUGUGCGAUCGUAAAAAACUGUUUGCAGUUUUCUUUGACGUUAAAAAAUUUCAAUAAUAUAUAUUACAGUUGGUUUAAUAAUAUAAGUUUUAUACUAAAAUUUUUUUUAUCUGUUUUGCGAAAAAUUUCGCUAUUUUCAAGAUGGGUUAUUUAAAAUCAAUUGGGGCCGGAAUUAUUUAUAUCGGAGUGAUUUUUGGCAUUCUUACAUUUGCUCCUGGUUAUCCUCCCGAAGCUAAUUUUACAGAGUAUACAAUAACAUCUCCAAAAGAAUUGCAAGGGAAUUCGGGGUUAAAUGAUCGAUUAAAUAAUGCAGAAAUAAUACUGAAAGGUAAACUACACGGACCCGAGGCAUUUGCAUCGUACAAUGGUGAACUUUAUACCGGACUCAAUGGCGGUUACAUAGUAAAAAUAAAAGAAAAUCAAGAGGUCGUACCUAUUGCGAAAUUUGGAAAAAAAUGCGACGGCGAUUGGCAAGAAGAGACUUGCGGUAGACCUUUAGGUUUGAGAUUCAAUAAAAACGGAGAACUUUUCGUAGCCGAUGCAUAUUAUGGAAUUUUUAAGCUUGAUGUGAAUUCAGGAAAAUAUGAAAAAAUCAUUGACAUAAAUACACCGAUUGAUAACAAAGUGCCAAAAAUUGUUAACUCUUUGGAUAUAGCAAGUAAUGGAGAUAUUUACUGGACAGACUCUAGCACAGAAUUCGCUCUUCAUGAUGGAGUUUACACGUUCCUUGCAGAUCCGAGUGGAAGGCUCCUGCGAUAUAACGCCAAGACGAAAAAGAACCAAGUUCUGGUGGAGAAUCUUGGAUUUGGAAACGGAGUGAUUUUAAAUGCCGACGAAAGUUUUGUUCUCGUAGCCGAAACUUCAACGUCUCGUAUUGUCAAGUACAAUUUGAAAGGACCAAAGGCAGGGAAACAAGAAGUUUUUAUUGACGGACUUCCUGGUAUGCCCGACAACAUAGACAGUGAUGGACAAGGUGGAUUUUUAGUAUCACUCUUCACUUAUAUCGAUUCGCAAAAUCCUCAAAUCUCUCAAUCUCUGAUACCCCAUCCAAAUAUUCGAAAACUGUUGAUAAGACUGAUGUACUCUCUCGAAGCGCCUUUCAAACUUAUUCAAACUUACUAUCCAAAUCAAUGUGUUGAAAAAAUUAUUCAUUCAAUUGGACAUUUCUCAAGUAUGACAUUCAUGAGUUCUCAUCGUUCAGUGAUUUUGAGAAUUGAUUCCAAUGGAAAGAUUGUUGAUGUUGCUUCUGGAACUGAUGGUAAAAUAACUGCUAUUAGUUCUGGAUUUAUUCAUAAAGAAUAUUUGUUGAUUGGUUCACCGUUUAACGAUUAUUUUGCGCGAAUUCCAUUAAAGGAAGCUUUCCCAUCACUCGUUUUGAGUCCAAAAGCAACGACCGAAGACGCGAAAAAAGUCAAUAGCAUUCCCGAGGAAACAAAAAAACCACAAAAGAAAGCCACAGAAGAAAAAGCGAAAGAUAAAUCCGAAAAAUUGAGCGAUGGGGCGAAAACUCAAAAACAAAGCAAGACGUCGUGCGGUGUAUUUUUUGUUUUUAAUUUUAAAAUGCCUUCCGUUUGUGUAGUUCCAAAAUGUGACAGUAAAACAGAAAGAAAAAGUGUUUCGUGUUUUCAUGUGCCGCAAGAUGACAAAAUAAGACAAAAAUGGCAGCAAGCAAUACCUGGGGUUUUACGUUUAAGAUCUGCAAUGUCUGUGUGUGAAUUGCAUUUCAAAGAAGAAGAAAUUAUUAGAAAAGUACAAACAUAUAAUCAAGAAGACAACAUUAUUUAUGAAAAAAAUUUAAUAAAGCCGCGUUUACGUUUGGGAGCAGUGCCCUCGAUUUUUAACAAUAAUAAUAAGACUCAAAAUGACGUAGACAAAAACGGAAAUGCACCACUUACAUCGAAUAAUACGUCGACAAAUUCAAAUUUAAUUCAUGUUGAAGAUUAUUUCUACGAUAAUAAAGAAAAUGUAUCAGAUAAUGUCGGUUAUACAGUUGAUCCGGAUUAUGCGGUUCAUACGGUUCAAUUCAGUUCUGCUGUAACUUUUGAUUUGUGUUCACAAAGUAGUGAAUUUUCUGAAGAUGAACCAUGUAGCAUAGAUAUACCUAAGCCGUGGAGUGUACUUAAAUCUCAGACAGGAAAAGAAGAAAGUUUGUUAUUUGUAUGCUUUGUUAACAAAGAAAAUGUUAAAACACAUACAUUUGAGAAGGUUGUUGUGAUGAGUAAAAAUAGAGAAUUGCAAUACGAAGUACAUUCAAAUACUGUGAAUGCCGAAAUGUUUGAAUUACCGAAAAAAGUAGAUAAUGUUAAAAAUUUGCCACAAAUUCUACAAGGGUUCAAAAAAUUUUGUGCUUGUGAAGGAAUAAAUAUAAACGAUGUUGAUUGUACAUCAAACUUGUUAAAUUGUAAUAAUUACAAUCUUUCGGGAUGUCGGUCAAAAAAUUGUUCUUUAUUAUCGCUAAACUACAGUAAAUGUCGUGAUUGUAAAAAAUUGUCAAAACUUUUGUCGCAGCAAAAACGAAGAUUAAAAAAACUAAGCAAUAAUGAGGAGAUUAAAAAAUUAAAACCUUCGAGUCAAAUAAAACUAAAAGCACUUCAGAGGAAAAAUCAAAGGAGAAGAAAAGAAUUAAUUCGUUUAAAAUACAGAUUACAUGUUUUAGAGAAAUCUCUCGAGAAAAAUCAAUGUAAUAUUGCUAACAUUAAUGAAAAUGAUUUUGAUAAAAAUUCCUCAUCUUUAAAUAUGUCUCAAAAUCAGAAGAUGAUAGUGAAAGAAAUUAUUCGUGCUGCUAAAUACACAAAUCCAAAGGGUCGACGUUAUUCAGACGAUUUUAUAAUGCUGUGUUUACUUAUGAAUAUAAGAUCUCCUUCAUUUUAUGAAUUUUUAAGAAAAAAUGAUAUUCUUCCAUUACCGUGUUCCAAAACUGUACGAGAUUAUUUAUCAAUGAUUAGAACUAAAUGUGGCUUUGACGACGGCUUCUUUAAACUUCUCGAGAAAUCAUUUAAAGGAAAGGAUCCAAUGAAGCGCCAUGGUAUAUUAAUUCUAGAUGAAAUACAUUUAAGGAAAUCGAUUUCUGUUUCGUCGAAAGAUUUAACAUACUCUGGAUUAACUGAUUUUGGUGAAAAUAAUAAAAAGGGUGAAAAUCUUGACGCCGUAGCAACUCAUGGUCUCGUUCUCAUGUUCCAAUCUCUAACUGAAAAAUAUUCUCAGCCCAUUGCUGUUUUUGCCUCAAAAAACUCUGUUCAUGGAAAUGAAUUGGCGAAACUCGUCGUGCAAUCAAUCUACUAUUUAGAAAAUUGUGGGGCGAAAAUUCAUGGGAUUCUCGGAGAUGGUGCUUCAACUAAUGAUAAAAUGUGGAAACUAUUGAAUAUUAAAUCUUCACGAGAAGAUACAAAAUGUUGGUUUACACAUCCUUGUGAUGAAAAUAGAAAAGUAUUUAUGUUUUCGGAUGCACCGCAUUUAAUUAAAUGUAUUAGAAAUAGACUGUACAGUAAUAAUCUUCGUAUUCAUCCUGAUGAAAAUGAAAUAAAGUGGGAUUAUUUUCUACAUCUAUUUCAUGUCGAUAGUAAUCACGAGGCCAGAGUUCGUGCGUGCCCUAAAUUAACUAAAAGACAUAUUAAAUUAGAUCCUCAAGGACUAAUGCGUGUUCGAUAUGCAACUCAAAUUUUUAGCGAUUCAGUAGCAAAAGGUUUGAUAUUUUAUCAAAUGCACCAAUAUCCUCAGUUUGAAGGUUGUGAAGAUACAGCUAAUUUUUGCAUGAAAAUGAAUGAAAUGUUUGAUGCACUCAAUCGGCAUCAACCAAAUCAAGGUCUUACACCUAAUUCUAAAGAUUUUAAGGUGUUGCAAAAUAUUCUUCUGUGGCUAAACAAUUGGGAGAUAAAUCUUGAAAAUGGUCUAAUAGAUGAAAGUAAUUACCUAACGUUAGAAACAGCAGGAAGAUUACGAGUAACAAUUAUGUCAACACUGACUAUGUGUCACUAUUUAAUUGACAAAUUUGAUUUUUCUUAUCUUCUAACCGGAAAAGUUAAUCAAGACAAUCUAGAGAAAUUCUUUGGCACAAUUCGAUUGGCAGCUGGAUCCAAUGAGCAUCCCACAUGUCCAACGUUUUUGCAGUUAUACAAGUUGUUGGCUGCAUACAGUAUAUUAAAGCCGCCUAGAUAUGGAAAUUGUUUAGUGACUGAGCAGAAAGUUCAAAAUCUUAUCACAAUUUCAGAAAUUAAAGAAAUUUUUGAAAAGUCUCAUUCCAAAUCGACAUCACUGUUAAACAGUAUUAAAAACAAACUGGACAGUCUAAUUGAGGAAGACACCUGGGAAGUUGACGAAGUCAUUGAACAUGACUAUUCAAUUAGACCAGUUAUAGACUGCAUUAUUUAUUACACCACAGCCUAUUGGUCCAAAAAAGGAAUUGGUUUACAUUUUACAGCAACUUAACUGAGGCACAGAUGUUAUUUCAUCAAUAUUCUACCGAUGAUAUCUUUGUCGACAAAUUUUGAAGAAAAAAGACUACAGUCAAUGUGACUCUUGUAUUAAAGCUCUCACAUUUUGCGAUAAAAAGUCUGCAGUCAGCAACCUGGUAGAGUUAAAAGAUCAGGGUAGAUUAAUUCAUCCCAAUUACCAUUUUUUUAAUCUCAUUUGUUUCACAGAGACAGUUUUUCGCAAAUACGCUAACCAGCAACACGUCUUUGAUAAGGUUAUUGAUGAAGUUACAGACAAUUAUAAAUUCACUUUUCCCUGUAAACAACAUGCUUCCAGCAUUUUAACUUAUGCCUUAUUUUAUUAUAUACGUUUAAGAAUGUGCCAAUUUGCGUUUCAGUUCAAUCAAACUCUGAAAAAAACAUCUUCUAUCAAAAGAAAACUUUCCAAAUUAGAAAGCAGUUAAAAUUCUAUACAAAUAAGAGUCUAAUUUUUUAAGAAAAUGUAAAUUAUGUUUAUGUCUCGUUAAAAGCUGUAAAAAAUAUUUUGCAAAUUAUAAAACUUUCGUUUUUCAAAUCAAAGGUAGUUUUCUUUUCCUUAAAACAAGGCUUCAGCUGCGCUUAUCAG